AUGUUGCAUUGGCAGGGCACGCUGGAGCUGGCAGACUUUCCCCUGCAGAAAGGCUCUGUGGAGCUCCUCAAGCAGAGAUGGGAGUCCAUCAAUGCUACAAGACCUGGCCUGACACUCCAGUACUCACCAGUCCCACAGUCCCUGGCGCUGGGUAAGAUGAGCUGCAGCAGCACCAUGGAGAAAGUGCCAGCAGAAAACAGAAGGCCAGAUGUGUUCAAGGAGGAGACCCUAGGUGGCCCUCAGCAGAUCGAGCCCUCCCCCAUCACUGUGGAAGAGCUGCGGAGCCACUUCGAGGCGCUGGGUGGCAAGAAGGAAACAGAAAGUGAGAGAAGUUCACUUUUAUCAACAUUGAAGACCCAGCCUGGGAGCCAUUCUGAAACUUCUCUGAAGGGGUCUACUGUGAAAAGAGGGCGAGCAAUCUUUGAAAAGAUGUCAUCAGAAAAUGGCCACAGCAACAGCUCAGAAGUGGGUUCUCGCAAACCUGUAAGAGGACAACCUAAAGACAGCGCUCCCAGGGCUGAUAACACACCGCUGGAUUUCCAGGAGACUGUCUCCUUGAAAGAAAGAAUGGCUAUGUACAAGGCUGCUGUGUCUGAGAUAGACAGUAGCAACUCCUUUGCUCAUACUUCAGAGAAAACCAAGUUCUGUACUGUGGCUGGUGGCCUGGCAGCAGUAAGGAAACAAUUUGAGAAAGUGGCAUCUUCACAAAAGAACUUUGCUCAGUACCAGCACAAAUCCAUACAGGCAGAAGCCACCACUCAUAGCUCAUUUCAUUGUAAGGGAGACUGGUUCCUUGAGAAAGGUGCUGUAUUACCAGAAACACCAAGUAGCAGUCAGCACACAGUAUCAAGCGGCACCAGGGAAGCUCAGUGCAAUGAAACGACCUCCGAAGAAAGUCAAAUAGAAGAGGUUUCUUGUCGUGACCAAGUUACUCAUGAGAUAAAAAAGGCUUCUACAUUCAUCCAGCACACUGAUGAAAGAGCUGAACGGAAUAGCCCUGCAGAAUAUGACCACAGAGUUAAGACACUGCUGCUGCUGCAGUUUAGUCCUGGUAUAAGAAUUCACACGUUAUAUACUCCUACAGACCCCAGUCAACCUUUAGCCUGGCCUCACCCGUCAGCAAUCAAUGCAGCUCAGAACGAAGAGCUCCCAAAGACUGUGACAGAGAUUUUAAAACAGCAGAUUGAAAGGACAAUUCAGGAGAAGGCUGUUCACUCUGACAGAGAGACUGCAGGACCUGCAAAAGAAGUAAAGAAACUGCAGAUUCAGGGAAACGAAACGUGCAGACUCUGUCAACAGAGAGUUUAUGCAAUGGAAUGCCUAGUUGCUGACAAGAAGAAUUUUCAUAAAUCGUGCUUCCGAUGUCACCACUGUGGCAGUCAAUUAAGAUUGGGAAAUUAUGCAUCUCUCCAUGGAAAAAUAUACUGUAAACCCCAUUUUAAGCAACUUUUCAAAUCAAAAGGAAAUUAUGAUGAAGGUUUUGGACACAAGCAGCAUAAAGAUUUAUGGAAUUCUAAAGAUCAAUGUAGCUCAGUUGGCAAUAUUCAUACUGAAGAAACAAUCCCCAUUAAUAGUACACCUGUUGAUCCUAAACCAGUUACAGAAAUUGAUCAAGACUUGCACUCUGAUACUGACGGUACUCAUCCCGGUAUUUUGGAUAAUAAUUUGAAAAAAUGCACAGAAAGAGGUAAAUUAAAGAUGACAUGGCCGCCUUCAACAGAUGAUGCAACACCUAAGAAAACAUUUUCUAUUGAAGAAGUGGCUAAAGUAGAUAAGCCAAAGUGGCCCCCAGAAAGUUUUGCUCAAGAAGGUUCUAGUUUACAUACAAAUAAACCCCUGUGUAGUGAAAAGGAUCCUCAGAGAAAAAAUGCUAUGAGAGAGCAUAAUAAAAACGACACUGCAAAUGAACAGCAAAAUCAACACUCCGCCUUUAGCUGUGAGUAUGAAAAAGAAGCUAAAAAUAUCUGUAAAUCAAAUAAAAAUGACGCAGGCAAUAAGGGAAAAGAUGAGGAAUCUGGGAACAUGCAAAAUAUACUGAAUAAAACAGAAGGAUCACAGAACAGGGAGGAAAGCAGAAAGGAUAUUAAUGAAGGUGAUAAUGUGAUUGUGCAUAGUGCUGGGAAGGAGCGAGAGCAAAAAAUUAAUGCAAGUGAUGAUUCAGAAGUUGUACAGGUCACUAACAUUGAUGAUGUAACAGCACAAAGGAAUAACAAAGAAUUCAGCUUUAAUAGCAAUAACAAUAACAAUUAUGCCACUUUUUCACAUCUAGACAUUUGUAGGCAGGAAACAACUCUCUCAGCUACGUCUAAGCCAAUGACAGCAUUAAGCCAAGCCCUGCAAUUUGCCCUGUGUCGCAGCAUGCCUUUGCAAAGCUGGAAAAUCGGUCUGGAAAUGAAGAAAUAUUUGAGAUAUGCCACUUGUCAGAAGUCCUGUACUCAUAGAACAUUAGUUUUAAAGGAGGCAACUAAUGCAACAUUCCCUGUUGAUACUGAGUUGGCAUGCAUCAGAAAAGAAUCAGAAUAUGGCAAAAAAUUAAAUACUAUUUUAUCUGACACUCUGAAAGCAUCUUUUCUUAAAAAAGACAACCUGGUUUUAGACUGUGGUCUAGUAGACUCUGUAGACAUAACUAAAAAGUCCCGCAGCCCCUAUUCAAAAGAACAUAGGAAUUAUGAUACAGAAAUGAAUGGUAUUAAUGCCUGUCAAGAAAGUGAAAUAAUCAAAGUGUCAAAGAAUGACAUAAACACAAGCUUAGAUUUACUGAGCUCAAGACAUACAGCUGUUUCAUCAUUCCAAGGUGACAAAGUGAAGCUCAAACAGCUCACUGUAGAACAAAUUAAAAGAAACAGAUUCUAUGAAGAAAAUGAAUAA
Molecule: messenger RNA, 2868 nt
Organism: Eurypyga helias (sunbittern)
Lineage: Eukaryota; Metazoa; Chordata; Aves; Eurypygiformes; Eurypygidae
Gene: XIRP2
Product: xin actin-binding repeat containing 2
Exons: 12
Coding region: 1-2868 (955 amino acids)
Biological process (GO): actin filament bundle assembly
Cellular component (GO): actin cytoskeleton; plasma membrane
Molecular function (GO): actin filament binding
Source: RefSeq, a predicted model, not a curated record